GUUGUCAUCUCAACAAGGAGUGGUUACUGGUGUGGUUUCACAAUAUUUCCGAAAGAAAAAGAAUCAAUAUCCUGUGUUGAAUAUCACAGCUAAAAUGGGGACUGGCUGAUAUUGCUUUAAACCGAUGCAGGGGCACUCCUCUCACCCUACAGCAGUUCAAAGCGCGUACUACUAAAAUACCAUAGCGCGUAAAAUAACCGUUAUUUAGAAGUUGUGAACGAGAGAAUGGCACAUACCACUGUGAUCAGAAAUGGGUCACCACAUGAGGAGAAAAGGGAGUCGGUUACAGCGGAGGAUGGAAACGCUACACCGAAAACCAGAGGCAUUCCUCUCUCCAGGAAGAUAUGUUAUGCAGUUGGUGGCAUGCCCUAUCAGAUGACGGCCAAUGCAAAAGGAUUCUUCCUGCAGAUUUUCCUGCUGGAUGUUGUACAGAUGGGGGCCUUCUAUGCAUCUCUCAUCCUCUUCCUUGGCCGAGCAUGGGAUGCCAUCACUGACCCUCUGGUGGGAUAUAUGGUCACCAAGAGUGGUAGGACACGCAUGGGCAAACUCAUCCCCUGGAUCGUGUUCUCCAUGCCUCUGGGUGUCCUGGCCUACAUCAUGAUGUGGUUCACGCCUCAGGAGGCCAUGUCUCCUUCCUCCAGUUUCUUCUGGUUCUUCAUCUGGAGCUGCCUAUUUGACGCCUUCAUGACUUGUUACCAUGUCCCCUACUCCUCACUCAACAUGUUCCUGGGGGGAGACCAGAAGGACAGAGACUCUGCCACCGGCUACAGAAUGGGGAUGGAGGUGUUUGCAACACUGGCCGGUGCAACCAUUCAGGGUCAGAUUGUGGGGGUGUACCAUGCUAAGAGUGCACAAGUCUGCAGCCAGCUGAACUACAGCGAGGCCUUCCUCCAUAACUUCUCCUCACCCCUAAUCCAGAACUUCUCCUCGCCCCUCACUGAUACCCUUCAGAACACGAGGAGAGCUUAUGUGCUUGCUGCUUUAGUUUUGGGGGGACUCUAUUUCCUGUGCUGUGUUGUGCUCUUCCUGGGUGUGAAGGAGCAGUUGGCUCCUCUCAGUACCCUGGGCCGGAUCCGCAUGCCCUACCUGGCAGGUAUGAAGAUGGUGGUGGGACACACCCCCUACGUGAAACUUGUAUUCGGGUUUCUCUUUGCCUCGCUUGCCUUCCAGAUGGCUCAAGGAAACUUUGCCCUCUUCUGUACCCAUGCUGCAGGUCUGGGGGCCUACUUCCAACACCUCGUCCUUAUCCUGCUAACAGCUGCCACAUUGUCCAUCCCCAUAUGGCAGACACUGCUUUUGAGACUGGGGAAGAAGACCACGCUCUACAUAGGACUCUCUAUGUAUGUACCUGCCCUUGUGAUCAUUGCGUCCAUACGCAGCAACCUGCCUGUCUUCAUCAUUAUGUCCAUCAUAUCUGGGUCCAGUCUAUCGGCACUCUACCUGCUGCCCUGGUCUAUGCUGCCGGAUGUAGUUGAUGACUUCAAGGUGAAGAAUCCCACCAGUACAGACCUGGAGCCCAUGUUUUACUCCUGCUAUGUUUUCUUCAACAAGUUUGGAGGGGGGAUGUCUGUGGGCAUCUCCACUCUGGCAUUACACUUUGCAGGGUAUAAACCUGGGGCCUGCAGGCAAAACCCAGCUGUGAUCACAGCGUUGCGGGCCCUGUUCGCCCCUGUGCCCAUCGUCCUCCUCCUCGUUGGUUUGGUGCUCUUUUAUUUCUACCCCAUCAACGAGGAGAGGCGCCGGCAGAUCCACAGGGAACUGCAGGAAGCAGAGAAAGUGGAUGGAUGCCAAGUAAUGAACGCAGUGCGAUUGGAGGCUCCUCUCACACACAGCCAGCCUGACUAACUGGAAGCUUCCGUCAGUCAGUGUCUUUGUCUGACAUGGUGCAUGACUGUUCACACCUCAUCUGGCACCAUGCUAGGAAACUGCUGCCUAUUGAGUUACUGUGAUUCACAGCAGCUCGCAUGUGUGUAUGCCAUGGAAGAUGAUGUAUGCCAUGGAAGAUGACUGUCAUGCUCACAGGCCGAAACACAGACACUUGACUCAGCCUAUAUAAUGAAUCUUUGCAUGUGUGUGUUUUCUUAUCCAACCAUCGUGGUCCUCUGUAGCUCAGCUGGUAGAGCACGGCGCUUGUAACG
This is a messenger RNA of Coregonus clupeaformis (lake whitefish), 2138 nucleotides long. Its product is annotated as sodium-dependent lysophosphatidylcholine symporter 1. Gene Ontology annotation, biological process: carbohydrate transport. The record is from RefSeq and is a predicted model, not a curated record. Gene Ontology annotation, cellular component: membrane. The transcript is spliced from 14 exons. Gene Ontology annotation, molecular function: symporter activity. Bases 226 to 1845 code for a protein of 539 amino acids. Lineage: Eukaryota; Metazoa; Chordata; Actinopteri; Salmoniformes; Salmonidae.